AAACGUGUGUAAUAAAUGAAGAAACUUUUGAGGAACAUUUCUCUUUACAUUUUAACGAUGGUCAAGAUUUAUAUUCAGAACAAUCUGAUAAUAAAUCUGAUAUAACUUCAGAAUUUUUUGUUAAACUUCCUAAAUUACAAUUAUUUGAAUUUAGUGAAGAAAAUUAUAUUAAAGCACAAAUAGUACUUGAACGAGAAUUUGUGAACCAGUUAAGUGAUGAAAAUGAAAAAGACUUUGAUGCAGAUUCAAAAAACUAA
Molecule: messenger RNA, 257 nt
Organism: Funneliformis caledonium
Lineage: Eukaryota; Fungi; Glomeromycota; Glomeromycetes; Glomerales; Glomeraceae
Source: the annotation of a GenBank genome assembly